This is a messenger RNA of Uranotaenia lowii, 4355 nucleotides long. RefSeq lists its product as uncharacterized. The transcript is spliced from 10 exons. Gene Ontology annotation, cellular component: nucleus. Gene Ontology annotation, molecular function: RNA binding. The record is from RefSeq and is a predicted model, not a curated record. The coding region runs from base 1265 to 2887 and encodes 540 amino acids. NCBI's taxonomy places the organism in Eukaryota, Metazoa, Arthropoda, Insecta, Diptera, Culicidae.
CAGUCAGUCAGUCGGUCAGUCAGUCGUUUUCUACGCGCCGUUGCUGGUUGACGUGUUUCUUGAUAGGUCUGCUGUACAUUGUUCGGAUUUUCCGGAGUUUUCCUUCUUCGAAUUUUUGUUUUCCCUUUGAAAAAACAAGCCGAGACGAGUUUCCGUUUUCAGUCGGAUCGGAGGAAUUGUUGAGUGAAAAGUUGAAUCGUGCAAAUAUUUUGGAGAUUAAUUGGUUAGUGGGUGAAUUUUGCUGCGAUUUUUCACGGCGUGAAAAGUCUCAAAGGUUGACAGGUGAAAAAUAAAGUCCGUUUUCCUGAGCCGGGAGCUGAUUGAUUUAUGUCGUUUGGUGAAUUCCAUUCUUUUCAAGUGAAACCCAAGUUUAACAAAAACCAAGACCCUGUUCUCACGUGCGUUCAAGUUUUCGGACUUGUGGGUGCCAACAUUCGUUGAAAGAUUUAGGACCGCCCCUAUCGGUUUGACGCGAGGAUUUUUCCUCCCGAAGACAGAGAGUGGUUCGAGUGCAAAAAACGAAGAAGCAGAAGAACUGCGCGUUGAGGAGGUGUUUCGUGUUUUUAUUCCCGUUUGUGAGAUUACACGAUUACAAAAUUGUGCGUCGUCGGAAAAAGGUGAGAAAAAGAAAAAUUAACACCCGAGCAAAAGUAAAUCGUCUCGAGCGCGCUAAUCCAGUGAUCCUCAUAAAUUAUUUCCAUUCGAGAAAAAGGGAAAAACUUCCUUCCUCUUGACAGCGAAAGUCAAACAGUUUUCCUACUGUUGAAACAUCUUUAAUACAAGAAGCAGCCGGAAGACAAUUCGCCGACUCCUGCACUCACCUAGAAUUCUGCCAUCCCAGACGAAACACGAGUAACCGUUUGGGAUUUCCCUGAGCCGAGUGGCAAGUUGGCUGGACUUCUGGUUGGCUAAUUGAGAUUGAUAACGCAAUUAAUAUUAGUUGCAGAAAAGUUGUGCCAGAGCGCUAGCUUGAAGUUGACCGAGUUUUCUUACCGAGUUUAAUGAAAGUGGUUCCUCCUUCGGGUUAUCUAGUGAAUGAAAGUGGUUGUUUAAUUCGAAAGUGCUGAUGGAGUUUUUGUGCUUUUGAAAGAAAACAUUUAAAAGUGAUUGUGUUUGAAAUAGAAGUGAAUUGUGAGGUUAAUCUUUCCUAAAAAAAAAGGAAUAAUAUCACUUGUGAAUAAAUAGAUAUUGCUGAAGCUAUUGAAAUAUAACAUUGCUGAUUUGUGACACCAUAAGGAGAGCAAAAGAUAACGCCGCCGUCAAGAUGAAGAUGUCAAAGUUAUCGAAUCAAACCAAUUCGCAGGAUCCACAGGCAGUGAAUUCGCGGGUGUUUGUUGGGAAUCUGAACACAUUCCAGUGCUCUAAAACGGACGUGGAGCGGAUGUUCCAGCGAUAUGGGCGAUUAGUAGGAAUUUCGAUGCACAAAGGAUAUGCCUUUGUACAGUUCACAAAUCCAUUCGAUGCACGGAAUGCAUGUCACGGCGAAGAUGGCAGAACGGUGCUAAGUCAAACCUUGGAUGUCAACAUGGUCGCUGAACCAAAACCCCAUCAGACGGGUCGAAAGAGACAGAACAAAUCAAAAACCGGCAAUGAUUGGGACUACUACUAUGACAGUUACUACGCGUCGACACUUUUCGGUCCGAUUCAGCAACAGCCCACCUCCCAGCCGAGACCAUUGAAGCGACAGCGAUUGAUGGCACCAGGGCGUUUGGCUAUAACGGGCAAGUUGAAUGGAGCUGGCAUGAUGGCAGGUCCCCAAGUUCCUGGCUCGGCGCUUCAAAGUCAACAACAGCAGCAGCAACAACACCACCAACAGCAACACCAUCAGCAGCAGCUUCAAUUAGCGGCGGUUGCUGCGGCGGCUGCAGCUGCUGCAACAGGUUCUCCAACGGCGGCCGGAGGACUCGGAGGCUAUUACUGUAACGGAAGUCCCAACGGAGGAGUUCCGGUUACGAUGGGGGCCACCAAUAAUGGGGGUUACAUCAACAACAACAGCUACCUGACGACGGCCAACGGAUACGGAAUGCCACCGGUCGAAAGCGGAUUCAACGGAACCAUGUCCAGCUACACCAACGGGCAGCAUCUGGUUGGGCCGUUCAAAGUCUACAGUAACCCUGACACACUGAUUUGUGGCAACUGUCGUGAGAUGUUCACAGAUCUGACCGAGCUGUUGGAUCACAAAAAGUCCUACUGCAAGCUGCGAUUCACCUGCAAGUGCGCUUCCCCAUCAAUGAACAAAACUAAGUCUCUUCCACCCUCGGCAAAGUUGGUCUGUGUGGCUUGCAAGGAUUCCUUCUCCAACCCUUGGGAUUUGAUGGUUCAUGCACAGGCCGCCCAUAUGGUCAACAUCUACGAGCUGGGUGGAGAUUCAUCGGAUGAGGAUAAGCUGUCUUCCAGUUCGUCGUCCAAUUUGUCUACCGGCAGUAUCGUCAAUGCUAGCCACUCUUUGGCACUUCCAGCCGGGUCAGGAUCUCCUCAAAGGAUGACUCAGAAUGGAGCUGAUAAGUCCAAUGGAACGCGUCACGAGGAAAUGGAUCACGACGAUAAGGAUAAAUCGUGCGAGCAUAAUGAGGAUUCCGAUGCCGGUUCCAGUUGUGGUCGAAGCAGUGCCAGCAGCGGCAGCGCCAAUGGACUGUUGCAGGGUGCAUCGUCUACCGAGGACAUCCAUCUGGACAACGGUGGCAACUUGAACGGACACUCGAUUCUGGUCGGUGGAUCAGGAGGAAAAGGAACAUCGGAGGCACAACAGCCGACCCGUGCCUGCAUCAUGACCGCCCUCAGCAUAGAUACAAAAAACAACCCGGAAGCCUCCGUAGCGCUGAAGAUGGUGACUUCGACUCUUGGUAUUUCCCUGACCAACGGAGUUACGGCAACAGUUAAUCAGUAAAGCCACUCACAUAGAUGACCUCCAGCACGUUACCUUCUUCCAAAUUCUCGUAAAAAAAGAAACCCCAAAACAGUUCUUCUCCUCUAGGGAUUCGUUGAUUUGAAGAGUUACGUUAAAAUACUAUACCAAUCUAGCCGGAACUUCCCGGGACUGUGGUUAGCAAACAGUACUUGCCUCGAUAUUACAAAUAUCUACCCUUUACUAAUAUACCUUGAAUAACCACUAGCAUAUUUCUGAAGGAAGAAAGAAAAACAACAGUAAACCGAAGUUGCGACUCGUAAGUCAACAUUUGUUUCUGAAGUGACCGAGGAUGAGUAAAAUAAAACGUGUUAUUUCUGUUUCUUGUAUUCUAAGCAAGGGGCUGAAAGAGAAGGAAAUUUCCGAACUGACAUUUCAGUACCGCACUGACGUUUUGGUACCAAAAUGCCAUUGAAAUCAAAGGGGAACUGACGUUCUGGUUCCAAAAAGUCGGUACGGUCCGUUUGUAUGUGAUUUGACAGUUGCUUCAGUCCUUUGAUUCUAAGAGUAUUCUCACGCUAAAUUUGGUAAAAUAUGUCUAUAAUUAUAAUUAUUCAACCACACAAAGUCUUGCGAAGACAACAUUGUACAACAAAUGACACUUAACUUAUCUAGUAAACAACAACAACACAUCAGCCGUUCUUCUACAAUAAUGGUUCAAAGGUGAGUUACAAACCAGUAUGGAGAGGAAACUUAUUUUGGGCAAGGUUGCCAGUUCGGAAAGUUUUUCAAUAGUUAAUAAUAUCUUAAAACACUCACACACACUGAAAAAAAAAUCGUACGAACAAAUUCAGAGCUUAAUGAACGAUUUUGUUACAUCUGGGAAUUUUUGAUAAACACACAAAUAAAUUAAUGAAAAUUUUAUGAACGUUUUGUUUGUUUUGUUUUUGAAAAAAAAUGAAAAUCAAGGACCGCAGCUGUCGGGACCUUAACAACUAAAAAUAUCAUAGGACAAAUUUACUUAAAGUAAAGUAGUUAGGUUGUUACGAAUAUUAUCAGGAAUAGAAAUCAUUGUUGCUAUUAAAUUGGGACACAAGGAAACCAAUUGAUUUUGCUGCUAGAUAAUAUCUGUAGGGAAGUUCUAGAAUUAUCGAACAAAAAAAACAAGACGUACGAGUUCCCGUGUACAUAUCAACUUCAGGAUCAUGUUCUGCGUUGAAAUUGAAACGAACGUAUCCAUAUUGUACCCUAUGUAAUGGCAUAUAUACGAAGAAGAAAUCCCAAUAUAACACAAAAAAAAAUACAAAAGAGAACGACAUAUUUACUCCAACAAUAAGAGACAAAGGAAAAUUAUGUAAAAAACGUCUUCUAAAAGCAUUGUAAAUAAUUUGGGAAAGGCUAAGUUCCAACUUGGCUGAACAAUAUUCUGUAAAGCGAACAAAAGGGACAACAUAAUCAAAAAGAAGUAAAACUAAAUGUCUAUAAAUUGAAUAAAUAUACGAUAAACUAA